Molecule: messenger RNA, 759 nt
Organism: Chiloscyllium plagiosum (whitespotted bambooshark)
Lineage: Eukaryota; Metazoa; Chordata; Chondrichthyes; Orectolobiformes; Hemiscylliidae
Source: RefSeq, a predicted model, not a curated record
CUCCCGUCUUCAGAAAUCCAGGCUCCCCGUCUCGGGAAAUCCGGACUCUCGUCUUCACCAAUCUGGACUGCCGUCUUGACCAAACGGGACUCCCGUCUUCAGAAAUCCAGACUCUCGUCUUCACCAAUCCAGAUUCCCGUCUUGACCAACCAGGACACCCGUCUUCAGAAAUCCAGGCUCCCCGUCUCGGGAAAUCCGGACUCUCGUCUUCACCAAUCUGGACUGCCGUCUUGACCAAUCCCGGACUGCCAUCUCGGCCAAUCCAGUCUCUCGCCUCAACUGAUCUGUUGCCUUGGCCAAUUAGGACUCUGGACUCAGUUAACCUUGACCCUUGCCUCAGGUUAUCCGGGCUCUUGACUCAAUUGAGAGUCGAUCCCAACGGGUCGGCUGUUUCCCCAGGGUCGUUUCGCCCCGUGUCCUUAUGCCCCACCCUCGUCCGUAACCCACUGGGAAUGCCGCUGGACGUGAAGUGGCCGUUCCCAAGCCGUCAGGGCUGGAUCUGGACGCUCAGCAGUGCCGUGGUAACAGCCAUGGUGGGCAUCUACAGCCGCGUCUUGACCAAGUACAUGAACUGCCUGACUGUCCACAACAGGGAAGUGCUCUAUGAGUUGAUUGAGAAACGGCCCCAAGGGAAGCCCCUCAUCACUGUCGCCAACCAUCAGUCCUGUAUGGAUGACCCACACAUCUGGGGUGAGGCAUGGCAGUAUGUGGAUGUGAGAGGGAGUGCAUGCCAGCAUGUGUGUGUGUCUGUGACUGAGU